Messenger RNA from Vigna angularis (adzuki bean), 715 nucleotides. RefSeq names its product OVARIAN TUMOR DOMAIN-containing deubiquitinating enzyme 4. Gene Ontology annotation, cellular component: nucleus; cytosol. Gene Ontology annotation, molecular function: cysteine-type deubiquitinase activity. The transcript has 5 exons. The record is from RefSeq and is a predicted model, not a curated record. The coding region runs from base 120 to 593 and encodes 157 amino acids. Lineage: Eukaryota; Viridiplantae; Streptophyta; Magnoliopsida; Fabales; Fabaceae. Gene Ontology annotation, biological process: endoplasmic reticulum unfolded protein response; protein deubiquitination.
AGUUUGGUGGAAAUGCCUAAUAAUCCAAACUCCAAACUCAAAAGACAAGAACAAUAUACUGUUAUUCUUUUUCUUAAUUUAUGCAGUACCUGGUUUGGCAUUAGUUUGCCGUUCAAGUGAUGCCACAGCCAGAAAAAUCGCUCGGUAACAACCUUCCAAUAAUUCGCAUUCCAGGAGACGGUAGAUGUUUGUUUAGGGCUGUGGUCUACGGUGCAUGCCUCAGAUCAGGUGAACCAUCUCCAAGUCUUAGUAGGCAAAGAGAACUUGCAGAUGAACUUAGAGCCAAAGUUGUUGAUGAAUUCAUCAAGAGGAGGGCAGACACAGAGUGGUUUCUGGAAGGUGAUUUUGAGACCUAUACGAUACAGAUGCGAAAGCCGCACAUAUGGGGAGGAGAACCUGAACUUCUGAUGUCCUCACAUGUUUUACAGAUGCCAAUAACAGUGGUAAUGCAGGAUAAGAAUUCGAGUAACCUUAAAGUUAUAGCUGAAUACGGUGAGGAAUAUGGGAAGGACAACCCUAUUGGAGUGAUUUAUGAUGGUUAUGGCCACUACGAUGCAUUAUUGAAGAGUUCUACUGCUUAUGUGCAGUCUUAGCUAGCUUUAGCUUUCCAAUAACUGUUCAGAAUGUGCACAUAUUAUAUUACACAUCAAUGUGGAAGCUAAUUGAAAUUCUGAAGUUUGAGCAAACUUAAUUACAAAUUUGGGUUUUUGUUGAA